UUUGAGGACCAUAGAGAAUUUCUUUUGUGUGCAAGUUGGUAUCAGUGGAUGUCUGUUAAGCUUGCCUGCUAGCUUGGCCAUUGCUUUAUUUUUUUAUUUUGUUUCUUCUUUUUUAUCUGUCCUCUUGUUUUUGUGCCCAAGCACGAAUCUUCCUUGUAUUUGGCCUCAAAUGAAGAGAUGGGCCCAAGACACUCACAACCCAGAUUUGUGGUGUCCUUAAACGAUGCAGUUAAAUACUAGUCCGUGUACGGCUGGGAGCAAAUAUCGAGUCUUUAAGGAUUCUUUGUGAAUUUUUUAUCCUUAGGAGCAUGAAAGCAAGAAGAGGAAAACGUUCUGAGCCAUUUUGGCCUUCCAUUGUGAUGAAAAAAUGGCUUAAUAUCAAGCCAAAGGUUUAUGAUUUUAGCGAAGAUGAAGUAGAUACAGAGAGCGAAGAUGAUGCCUGCUCGAUUAAAAAUGAAGCUGUGCGAGAUGAUCCUGUUGAUAAUGCUCCGGGAUAUCAGUCAUUUUGCUCAAUUAAAACUCCAGGGAAUCCAAUGAAAGACUGCUCAAUACAACACCGGAGAGGAAAAUCAGAAACUCUGAGGCUUCAGUACAUAAAUACAAAAGAUUUGAAGGUAACAAUAGGCACGUGGAAUGUUGCCGGAAGGCUUCCAGAUGAUGAUCUUGAUAUUGAUGAAUGGCUCUUCUUGCAAGAGCCAGCGGAUAUAUACAUUAUUGGUUUUCAAGAGGUAGUUCCCCUGAAUGCCGGGAAUGUACUUGGAGCAGAAACUCGAAGACCUAUUCCCAAAUGGGAAGCCAUCAUUCGAAAAACCUUGAACAAGUCAUUCGAACCCGAAACCAAACACAAAAGCUACAGUGCUCCUCCUUCGCCAGUCUUCCGAACUUCCUCGGCUUCUGAUGUAUUGGCUGAUGUGGACGAGGCCACCGUGCUGGAAAUGACGAGCGCUCGAAACAACUUUCAGCUACAGAGAACAUAUAAUGCUGACUGGGAUAAUACCAGAUUGGACUGGCCAGAGCAGUCUUUAGAUACGACACCUCAGUCUCUCUCCUCAAGAGCCAAAUUAAGACGAGUACUAAGCAGCUGUGCAACAAUUGAGUCGAGCAGCAGCACUCGGAAUUUUUUGCUCGGUGGUUCGGGUUUGAAAAGAAUGCACCGUAGCUCGGGAAAUUUGUGCUUGGUUGGCAUUGGCCGGGAAAAUAAUGGCUUUGAUGAUGCUCUGUAUUCUGUGUCAGAUGAUUUGGAUCGAAUUUCGGGUGGGGAGGAAGUGGAAGAAGAAGAAGAAGAAGAAGAAGAAGAAGAAGAAGAAGAAGAAGAAGAAGAAGAAGAAGAAGAGGGAUAUCCUUUUGAGGUCGAAAACAACAAAAGUGAUCUUUCGAAUGAUAUUGUGCAGUCACACCAAAGUUAUGUUCGGAUUGUGAGUAAGCAGAUGGUCGGGAUAUAUUUGUCGGUUUGGGUUCGGAGAAGGUUGAGGAGGCACAUAAAUAACUUGAAAGUCUCUCCUGUUGGAAUCGGGUUAAUGGGCUAUAUGGGGAACAAGGGAUCUGUAUCUGUUAGUAUGUCUCUUUUCCAAAGUCGAUUGUGCUUUGUUUGUUCCCAUUUAACGUCUGGUCAGAAGUAUGGGGCCGAGCAAAGGCGUAACUCGGAUGUUCUUGAGAUAAUAAAGCGGACUCAUUUUUCAUCCGUUUUUGACAUAGACCAGCCACAGACAAUCCCUUCCCAUGACAAGAUAUUCUGGUUCGGAGAUUUGAAUUACCGCAUCAAUAUGUUAGAUGGGGACGUAAGGAAACUUGUUGAUAAAAAACAGUGGGCCGAGCUUCUCAACAAUGAUCAGUUGAGCAAAGAACUUCGGAAUGGACAUGUGUUUGACGGGUGGAAAGAGGGGAUCAUAAACUUUGCACCAACUUACAAAUACGAGAUCAAUUCUGAUAGAUAUGUCGGCCAAAAUCCAAGAGAAGGAGAAAAAAAGAGAUCUCCAGCGUGGUGUGACCGUAUACUUUGGUUCGGAAAAGGCAUCAAGCAGCUUUUUUACAAGCGAACGGAGAUAAAGCUUUCAGAUCAUCGACCCGUGAGUUCAAUGUUUUUGGUUGAAGUCGAGAUAUUUGACCAACGCAAGCUACAAAAGGCCCUUAAUUUCUCGAGUGCUGUGGUACAUCCCGAAAUUUUUGCCGAAACAUGCUGAAAAAUAUUAAAUUUCAGUAUGUCAUAUAGUGUAUUCUCAACUCUCUCAAGAGUAUGUUUGUUAUGUUGACAUAUGUACAAUCCAUCAUCCUAGUUUAUGAGUGACAUAAAAAAGAUUUGUAAGAAGUUUUUUUUUUUUUUUCUUUCAGCUUCACCACUAGCUUAAACUCACCUUAAAAGAUUUGUAAGAAGGUUUUUUUCAGCUUCACCACUAGCUUGUAACCAAGUCAUGUUACACUAGUAGAAUGAUUUGCAUCACAUGCUUGUAAAGGAAUUUCCGUUGAAAAUAUUCAUGUAAAAUGGAGAGAUUAAAUAAAA
Molecule: messenger RNA, 2497 nt
Organism: Striga asiatica
Lineage: Eukaryota; Viridiplantae; Streptophyta; Magnoliopsida; Lamiales; Orobanchaceae
Source: the annotation of a GenBank genome assembly